This is a messenger RNA of Salvia hispanica, 606 nucleotides long. NCBI's taxonomy places the organism in Eukaryota, Viridiplantae, Streptophyta, Magnoliopsida, Lamiales, Lamiaceae. The record is from RefSeq and is a predicted model, not a curated record.
AUGGCUUUGAAGGCCUUCAACCUAACUUUCUGUCACGCUCUCAUACUCAACACAUUCGAAGAUUUAGAAGGUCCAAUCCUCGAUCAAAUCCGCAAACACAUUCCCAAUCUCUACUCCAUCGGCCCCUUACACUCCCAUUCGAAAGCAUUGCUGAAAGCAAAAGGAGUCGAAUCAUCGCAUCAUUCUAGCAGCUUCUGGAAGGAAGACAACACCUGCAUUGCCUGGUUAGAUUCUCAACCUCCCAAUUCUGUGAUAUAUGUGAGCUUUGGGAGCAUCACAAUGUUGACAAGAGAUGAAUUGUUGGAGUUUUGGUAUGGUUUGGUUAAAAGUGGUUAUAGAUUCCUGUGGGUGGUUAGACCGGAUUCGGUUAUCGGGGAUGGAAACGAGAUCCCGGUUGAGAUCGAGGAAGGUACGAGGUUGAGGGGGUUGAUGGUGGAAUGGGUCCCACAAGAGCUAGUUCUAGGGCAUGAGUCGGUUGGGGCGUUUUUUACGCACAGUGGAUGGAAUUCGACUCUGGAAGGUAUAGUGAUUGGGGAGCUUGUCAACAUUUGUUCGUAUAAGGCCCAUUCUAGGACUGCACAUGGUGGUGGGGUAUUGAACUAUUGA